Messenger RNA from Paramisgurnus dabryanus, 3790 nucleotides. RefSeq names its product lysyl oxidase homolog 4. Gene Ontology annotation, biological process: collagen fibril organization; peptidyl-lysine oxidation. NCBI's taxonomy places the organism in Eukaryota, Metazoa, Chordata, Actinopteri, Cypriniformes, Cobitidae. Gene Ontology annotation, molecular function: protein-lysine 6-oxidase activity; copper ion binding. Gene Ontology annotation, cellular component: membrane. The record is from RefSeq and is a predicted model, not a curated record.
CACUGUCUCUCUGGCUCUUGUCUGCACACAUACGAGUCUGUUCGUCGGACAGAGAUGAUGCUCCAGCUGAUUGUCCUCAGUGUCCUCGUGUCUCCGCUCGUUUACGGGCUCCCGGGUUUCCAGGUGCGUCUGGUCGGUGGGAGAAACGAUCUGGAGGGCCGUGUGGAGGUCUUUCACGAUGGCACGUGGGGCACUGUGUGUGAUGAUGAAGUGAACAUCAACUUGCCCAACGUCGUGUGUCGUGAACUGGGUUUCUCCCGCGGCCUCACGUGGGCCCACAGUGCCAGGUUUGGUCAGGGUCAGGGACCAAUCUGGCUGGAUAACGUCUUAUGCUCGGGCACUGAGAACUCUUUAUCAGACUGUCGGUCUAAUGGUUGGGGUGUGAGCGAUUGUUCUCACGCUGAAGAUCUCGGUGUCAUUUGCAGUCCGGAGAGACCCCAGCAGGGUCACGCGCCGCGGUACCUCAAUUCAACACGACAUCAGACCUCAAAUAUUCCCUCAAAUUCUGCCCCGGUCCCCCAACCGACCGCAGGCUCCCCCCGCACGCGUGGUCAUGAAAUAGCCCUCCGGCGCAGCAGCCUAAACCCAUCUUCUCCCCAUCUACACGGACAUCGCAUCCAGCUGCGCAGGAACGGGUACGAAUACGACGGCGUGACGCGCGGACAUGAAAACUCUCUGCCGAGAGGACAUCAGCUGCCCAAUUAUAUGCGCAACAGGGCCACAUAUAGACGGUCACAGGAAGUCCCCCACCCGCCGGCCAGUCAGAGCGCUCAACGCCAUCACCGACCUGAACCUGAGGCAGUGGAGCCCAUUGAGCCGGACAAUAACAGGAUGGAUCUGGACUUCAAUGACAUCGAUGAGCAGUCUGCCGGAAGGGUGCGAUUGGAUGAAGCGCGUCUACGACCCGUUCUGUCAAGCACCCGCGACGCAGCCAUGGUAACUGAAGGUGUGGUGGAGGUGAAGCAUGCUGGGAAAUGGAGACAGGUGUGUAAUUUGGGCUGGGACCUCAGCAGCAGUGGAGUGGUGUGUGGAAUGCUGGGAUUUCCUGCAGCAGAACAGUUUGACACGCGUGUGUAUCGGAAACACUGGGAAUCCAAGAUGGAGGACACAGCCACAAGGGCUGCGGUCAGUAAGAAGAGUUUCUGGGUGGAGAGAGUUCAGUGUUCAGGAACGGAGAUUUCGUUGGCACAGUGCCACGUGCGGCUUUCCAUUUCACGUAAUGACGUGCCCUGUGGUGGUGGCAUGCAUGCGGUGGUGCGCUGCGUACCCGGACCUCAGUUCUCCAGAAUCUCCACCUCUGGAACUCCACAGGCAUCGCCCCCUCUGAAUGCCGCGGUGCGAUUGAAAGCGGGUCCACGGCUGGGUGAGGGCCGAGUCGAGGUGCUCAGAGAGGGUAAAUGGGGAACCAUCUGCGAUCAUCUGUGGGAUCUGCGUGCAGCCACUGUCGUGUGCAGAGAACUGGGCUUUGGGUCGGCCAAAGAAGCCCUUAGAGGAGCAUACAUGGGCCAAGGCACUGGACCGAUCCACAUGAACUCUGUUGAGUGUUCAGGGAGAGAGAGAUCCAUCACACAGUGUCGCUUCCAGGACGUCCCACUGUACUCCUGCAAACACAAUCAGGACGCAUCGGUGCGAUGCAACGUCCCCAAUACAGGACUCUACUCCACUGUGCGUUUGUCUGGAGGUCGGGAGGCAGCGGAGGGUCGGGUGGAGGUGCUGAUGGAGGUGAACGGUCAGAAGCGCUGGGGUUCAGUAUGCAGUGAGAAUUGGGGCAUUAAUGAAGCCAUGGUUGUGUGCAGACAGCUCGGCUUUGGCUUUGCUUCUACAGCUCAUCAGGAGACGUGGUUCUGGUCGGGGAACUCUGGAUCUGAGGAUGUUAUUCUGAGCGGGACUCACUGUGUCGGGACAGAGAUGUCCAUUCAGCAGUGCCGUCGCAACGGUCAGGUGUACUGCCCGCGUGGAGGUGCAGCCAAAUCGGCCGGGGUCACCUGUACAGAUGCCGCUCCUGAUCUGGUGGUGGAUGCUCAGUUGGUGCAGGAGAGCGCGUAUCUGGAGGACCGUCCGCUGCACCUGCUCACCUGCGCACACGAGGAGAACUGCCUGUCAUCGUCUGCAGCCCGCAUGCACUGGCCGUACGGUCACCGACGUCUUUUGCGAUUCUCCUCACGCAUUAUGAACCUGGGACGAGCCGACUUCAGACCACGAGCCUCCAGAGAGUCCUGGACCUGGCACCAAUGCCACAGACAUUAUCACAGUAUUGAUGUCUUUACACAUUAUGAUCUGUUGACCCUGAAUGGCACAAAGGUCGCUGAGGGACACAAAGCCAGUUUCUGUCUGGAGGACACCUUCUGUCCUGAGGGUCUGUCGAAACGUUACGCUUGUUAUAACAUGGGCGAUCAGGGCAUUUCUGUGGGCUGCUGGGACACAUACCGCCACGACAUUGACUGUCAGUGGGUCGACAUCACGGAUAUUCGUCCAGGUGAUUACGUCUUCCAGGUGGAGGUUAACCCCUCGCUGGACAUGGCCGAAUCAGACUUCCAGAAUAACGUGAUGCGCUGUCGCUGCAGGUACGACGGAGCUCGCGUGUUUCUCUACGGCUGUCACACAGGUGACGCGUACAGUGCAGAUGUAGAGCACCUGUUUGAGCACCAGCGUCAAAUCUCAAACAACUUUCUGUGAUGUAGAGAGUGAAACUCAAAGCACGUCACAAUACUUGAAAUAUUAAGCUUAUUCGACUUCAUGCGGUGCCGCAAGAAUCGACAGCAGGAUGAUAUCAAAAUACCGCGAGAACGAUUAGAGGAAUCAUACGAAGUCUAAUUUCGUCUGGCUCUCGCGGUACUUUGACGUCAUCUAGGUGUCGGUUCUUGCCCCAGCUCAUGAAGUCGAACAAGCCUAUCCUCUGCUCGUCUCCCUCGCUUGUGCGAUGUCAUCUCUCUGGAGGCGGGGCUUAUGAUGGAGGGUUUUAAGUGUGGUGAUGUUCGCUCGGACGAGGGAUGGGUAAGGGGUGGGGUUGGUGUGAUGAUUGAUGGGUAGGAGUGGGGUUUAUGCCUCAUUUAAAGAAUUUGGGCCAGUAUUUGUAGAGAGGACACAGUUUCCAACCUCAGUCAUAUCUCAUCAGGUGUCUUUAGUCUGUGAGCUGCAUGUCAUAUUAUGAGAGUUUAAAGCAGCUGAUCUUAGUUUCAGUUAUUUCUGUGAAUUACCUGUUUAAGAUUCAGACAACAAAACAAAACAGCACACAUAAAAAGGAUGUGAGUUAAUUUAAUUGAGAAGUAUAAAAUCUCACUGUUGCUUGUGCUUAUAUCAGAUUAUCAUCCAGAAUGAUUUCAUUUAAAACAUUAAUCUUUCAUCUUUAAUAUGUUUGUUUGUGUAUAUGAUCAUUUUCACCAGUCAAGUUUCUGGUAUUUAUAUAUGACACCGGUGUGAAGCAGGUCGAUGAAAUCUGUUUGUGGAAACUUCCUUGAAUCAGAAUGAGAUAUUCAGCCAUCAUUUUCUCUCUUCACUGAUGUGGAUUUACUGCCUCUUAUAUUAUUAAGAUAUUCAUGUUUUAUCUUAUGCAUCAGAUUAUACAAAUGAAAUCUGGUUUGUAGCGUGUAACAUUUAACCUAACCUCAGUUUCUUGAAAAAAAUCAAUGAAAAACUGUUUUACAGAUGGUGCUUUAAUACUUGAAAACAUUUUCAUGCAGGGAAAAAUAAACGAUGACACAAAUACUUCACAGUAAUACUUGAGGGAACCAUCAUGAGGUUCCCUGUUUGUUAAAAAAUUGAAUAAAUGUCCAUCAUGGAGUCUGUUUUA